Molecule: messenger RNA, 4073 nt
Organism: Triplophysa rosa
Lineage: Eukaryota; Metazoa; Chordata; Actinopteri; Cypriniformes; Nemacheilidae
Gene: gpatch1
Product: G patch domain containing 1
Exons: 19
Coding region: 44-3007 (987 amino acids)
Biological process (GO): mRNA processing
Cellular component (GO): nucleus
Molecular function (GO): RNA binding
Source: RefSeq, a predicted model, not a curated record
GCGUGCGACGUGAACUCUUUCGGCCACAGUAUGUGUUGUAAACAUGGCGUCCGACGACGAGAGCGACGAGGAUUUUGUGACAUACGGGACUCCAUUAGAACCUCUAGAAGAAGAUGAACCCGUCAGAAAGCCCAUACCUGUGCACGAGCAGACGGUUAAAGACGAGAAGGGCCGGUACAAGAGAUUUCACGGAGCCUUCACUGGUGGCUUUUCCGCCGGUUAUUUUAACACAGCGGGCUCUAAAGAAGGUUGGACCCCAUCAACGUUUGUAUCAUCUCGAAAGCAAAAGGCAGAGCAACAAAAUGCUAGACCAGAAGACUUUAUGGAUGAGGAGGAUUUUGGUGAGCAUGGUAUUGCCCCACGAGAGAUUGUCACUACAGAAGAUUUUGCGUCAGAGAGAAGGGAUCAGUUAAAGGACAAAGCACGAGCUGUCAGCUUUCUUUCUGCUCCGAUACCAGGAGACACUGGACUGCUGGAUGAGCUCAUUUCCCCCGCAAAGUCAUCUAUUGGUGUGCAGCUACUGAGAAAAAUGGGCUGGAAAGAUGGCCAGGGAGUCGGGCCCAGGAUAAAGAGAAAGCAAUCCAAACAAAACACAGAUGGAGCAGGCAAGGUUUAUGGCUGUGUGUUUCCGCCCAAUGGAUCAGAGGAGUCAGAGGAUGAUGAUGAAUUUGCUCCAGAGAAUGUGACCUUCGCCCCUAAAGAUGUAAUUCCAGUGGAUUUCACUCCUAAAGAUGACACUCAUGGGCUGGGUUACAGAGGGCUCAACCCCCUGCAGGCUCUGAGCGGUGGAUCAGGAUCAGGGCACAUAAACCUCUUCACACUUCACUCUGACAAAACAACCAACUUGAUUGGAGACAAAAGGUCAGGACAGCAACGCAGAGGAGGGAUUGCAGGACAGGCAUUUGGAGUCGGAGCAAUGGAGGAUGAAGAUGAUGAUAUUUACCAUAAAGACACUAUGUCCAACUAUGAUGCUAUGCUUGGUGGAGAAGAGCCAGGGGAUGGGCUCUACGGAUGGACCGCCCCUCAGGAGUAUUCCAAGAAGAAGAUCGAAUCCAAGAGAGAUGCUGCAUAUUUAGGCAGAAUUUUGCAGGGGUUCACACUUGCCUCCAAAGCCAACGAGAAAAAAAUAGUGUAUACUCCCCCUGAUUUGCCACGUGAUUAUCGGCCUGUACAUUAUUUCCGGCCUGUGGUUGAUUCGUCUUCUAUGAGCCCCAUUGUUGCCCAGGCGCUGCAGGCUUCACGUGGACACCUAUCACAGGAUCCACCCCAGCAGGGCCGUCACACCUUAGAUUCCUCCCAGAGACGUGAAAUGCUUGGAGAGACACCUCUACUGGGCCCAAGCUCUGUGUUUGAGCUGCUUGGCAGUAAGGACAGAGAGAAGCUAAAUGAUAUCCGCAAAGCAUCCCAGGAGCAGAAUAGGUCUGAAAGAGACCUUUCAUCAGCUGUAGAUCGAGCUGCGGUGGUGGCUUCUGCUAAAGCUGCUGCUCUGCAGGCCAUGUCCAGUCGUUUCCAGUCAACCGCCCCACAGCCUGACCCCCACACUCAGUCCCCUACCUCUCAAAGCCUACCUCAGCCAUCUUCUGAGACCCAGAUGGCUUUAAAAGCCUGGUCCGGUCCCACUGCAGAUGCUGGUCAAACCUUUAAACCGUUUGAGAAGAAUCCUCAGAAACAGGCUCGCUACGAUUUGUACAUCAGCCGGCUCAAACGGGGAGACAGAGAUGCCCUGGAGUCGAGUCCGGACUCUUCCAUGACGGAGUGGGAGAGAGGGAGAGAAAAAGAGGAAUUUGUGCGUGCUGCGUUACUCUAUAAGCCAAGCAACUCCUCUCUCUCAUCACGUUUUACACGAGCCAAACAUGAGGAUGACACGGACAGUGUGGAGGUCACGCGGGAUCAAGAGAAUGAUGUAGAUGAUAAGCAGGCUGCUGUGAAGAUGAAGAUGUUUGGAAAACUGACUCGCGAAACAUUAGAGUGGCACCCUGACAAACUAUUGUGCAAGAGGUUCAACAUCCCAGAUCCUUAUCCAGGGUCCAAUACAGUGGGAAUGCCUAAAGUCAAGAGAGAUAAAUACUCAGUCUUCAACUUCCUGACCAUACCAGAAAGCAGCCAGGUUAUCAGUGCACCCAAACCUCCCAGUACCAGCACAAGCCUUCCCCCAAAGGCUUCAGAAGUUUCCCAUAAGAAAUCUAGGUGGGACGUACCAGAGCAGGGAUCUAAACCUAUAGACCCGCUCAGUGCGUUUAUCAGUGAAGCUCGUAGUGAGGUAUCAACGGCCCAGCAGGUCACGGCUGGAGUAAAGAGCCAGACAGAUUCUCCACAAGCUUCUGCCACUCCUGAGGUUGAAGUGGAACCAUCUGAAGCCCAGAAGACUGAAGCAGAGGAGGAGGAGGAAGUUGAAGAAGAGGCAAGGCCUCCAAUGGAUCUCUUUAAAGCCAUCUUUGCCAGUUCAUCAGAUGAAAAGAGCUCAUCUUCAUCUGAAGAUGACAGUGAAGAAGAGGAAGAGAUGACCCCGCCAACAUCUGAACCAUCCAAAAGCAGUGUGGGCUCAGUGGACCCACCCAUCUCAGUUCAGUUCACUCCUGUCCCUGAUAUCAGCAAAGUCACAGAUGUAAAGCAUCCUCAAGUACAGAGUGUGUCGUCUUCUGAAAUGGCAGUACAAAACACUCAGUCCUCUGAAAAUGUUCCUGCUAAAACUGGCAGCCUCAAUGAAGAGGAGUUUGGACCCAGACUGCCACCUCCUGGGUUUAUGCCAUCUGCAUACUCACCACAGUCAAAAAAGCAGAAGAAGAAAGAUAAAGAAAAGCACAAAGCCAAGAAAGACCAUAAACACAAAAAAGAGAAAAAGAAGAAGAAAAACAAAAAGCAUAAACAUAAAGGAAAACAGAAGAAGAGGGUGGAAGAGUCUAACAGCAGCUCAGAUGACUCUAACUCCAACAGUGAAGCUGAAUCUAGAGUUGUUUCUACUAGUGAUCUUCUCCAGAGGUUGAAAAACCUCAGGGAUAAGAGAUAGUAGUGCAUAUCUACAGAACAGGCUGUCCUUUAUUGGAAUUGUGUCUUAUACUACUUAUAUUAUUUUACUUAUACUGCAAAUAAUACCAUAAAUACUACUGUGCGCGUGUGUGGGUUGCAUGUGUUAUACUUGUGUCAUUUCUUUACAUAAUUUCAUAUACUGGCAAAAUUUGUUUCUAUGUCCUGUGAUUUUGUUAAAAAAAUAAAAAUCCAAAAUUGAGUGCUUGUUUAUUAUAGGAGUCUGAUUAACAAUUUGUCAUACAACUAAAUAAUUAAAUACAAUCAUUAUCUGUUUUUAUUUAAAAUAAGUUUGUUAUAGUAACGUUAUAUUUGAUUGUUUUUAUUUGAUGAUUUUCAUCCUAUUGCAAAAUGUGUUUGAAUUGUAAAAGUGGCCCUAAUAGUUGUGACUAUACAGUAUAUUGUAUAAACCUGUUUUAGUUCUAAACUAGCAAGCCCAUGUUACCCUUUUAGUCUUGGUUUUGUCUCAUUUCAAUUUUUAUUGUUUAUUGCAAGAAAACUAUGACAUCACACAAAUCAUUGUUUUAUUGUUGUUUUUAUUUAUAUAUUUUCCCCAAAGGUCUAUCAAACAAAAACAUUUCGGAAAAAGAUCCUAGGCUGACGAUCAAUAUCUUUUUCAAGAUCUUUUCUUAGAAAAAAAAGUUUGAUUUUCAUAUUCAUUUUUAUUUUUUGUUUUAUCAUGCACUAUUAUAGGUUUAGACAUUUAACGUUAGACAAAAAGUGCAAAUGCGGACUCGACUCAAUUUUUUAUAUUUGUUUAAAUUUAAUUAAACGUGUAUUUGUAAAUAUGUGUACGUUAACGUUAGAGUAAACUUAAUAAACUCUAUUUACGUUACAAUGUUUAUUUACGCUCACUUUACUGUAAGUUAGCAUUAUGUAUGAUCGUUUUAUUGUAUUGCGUAUGUAUUGUCUUUUGUAGUGCGUGCACUGUGACCAUACAUCUCUUUUGUAUUGUUACUAAAUAAUAAAUGUUAUGUAUGUUUACGUUAAAUUAUAACCAAUCACGCACAGGCGCCGUGGCUUAGUUGGUUAAAGCGCCUGUCUAGUAA